AUGGGUCGCGGACCCAACGUCUUCUCGACACCGCCUGGGGUUAUCCGGCAAGCUAGAGAUUUUCUUAUCUCUCGAGCUGUCCUUCCAACUUGUCGCUUCCUGCUCAUCUCUGUCUCGUCUGAGGGUCUGAGUGCUUGCGUCGGAUCCGCUUGUCUGUCUGUCGUUCGCCGAUCUGAAGACCGUCAAUUCGGCUCUUUGCCUAUCGGCUCAUCUGCUCGUCUCCCCGUCGACUAG
Protopolystoma xenopodis is the source of this 234-nucleotide messenger RNA. Lineage: Eukaryota; Metazoa; Platyhelminthes; Monogenea; Polystomatidea; Polystomatidae. The record is from the annotation of a GenBank genome assembly.